This is a messenger RNA of Cooperia oncophora, 645 nucleotides long. The record is from the annotation of a GenBank genome assembly. NCBI's taxonomy places the organism in Eukaryota, Metazoa, Nematoda, Chromadorea, Rhabditida, Trichostrongylidae.
AUGCUCGGAGAAGUCAACGUACAGGACAUUGAGGAUGCGCUGGGUAACUCAAUGAAGUUCCUACAGCUGAUCUCCACUAACCUUGAGGGAGGCACGAUGACUUAUGCAUGUGCAAGACAGCUUGAAAAUGAGACAAUACUGCUGGGCACAAACGCUCUAGAAAGCCUUGUGGGAGGAGCUGGAGGCAGCACUACAGGGAAAGCCAGGGUGGUUGCAAGAGUGCUCGUACCACCGAGUGGUACUUCCAACGUUAACAUAACAGUUCCGAUCUUAGAAGGCGAAAGGGUACUGAGAUCCAGUACCGAGAGGAUAGGCUCUGGAGUCUGCCAUAUAGAAAAUGGUACCACCGUCGUUCACGGAACCAAUCAGAGCAAGCAGCCCUGGACUCUUGGGAAAGGUGAUUGCGUAGGAUGCUGGACAAAUAGAACUUGGUUUACCCCCAACAGUCAAGCAAUUCAGGGUGAUAUGCUGCAAAUGGAGAUCCCUGAAGUAGCCCCCAAAGAACACCGAACAAAAGAAUUGUUGAGCAUUUUUGCUAAAAACAGGACGGAGUCAUUGAAGGUAUUCGAUCAUCAUGGGCUUCGCCCAGAAUUCGCCCCUAGAAUUAGUUGCAAAAAAGGACAGUACACAAAAAGGAUACUCUAA